AAAGGGCGCAUUUGGCAUUACACUACGCCAUCUAGUGUCGUCAUUUGUGAAUUGCACGUGCUGGUGUGUACAAGUAGCCUGCGGAGCAGUCCGCUCGAACCAUUCUGUCAAUACAAGACUCGCUUGCGACACAUUGCGCAGGAAUAAAGCAAGAAGAGAGAUCCACCAAACCGAGAAAUUCACCUUAUCCCAUUAAUGAACCAAGGGAUGGCUUUCACGACGCCUGCCGUUCAACUGCACUUUAAAACGUGUAUUCUUCUACUUUUAUGGGGUCUGUUAAUCGAAGCUGCCCCAGCGCAAGGGAGCCUGUACAUGUGGAUUGAUGCCAAUCAAGCAAGAACAUUAAUUGGUUUUGAUGAAGAUAUUUUAAUAGUCUCUGAGGGCAAAAUGGCUCCAUUUACGCACGACUUCAGGAAAGCACAGCAGCGGAUGCCAGCAAUACCUGUCAAUAUCCACCACGUGAACUUCACCUGGCAAGCCACUGAUCAGGCUGAAUACUUCUAUGAGUUUCAGACUCUGCGUUCAUUGGAUAAAGACAUUAUGGAUGACCCUACUGUCAACGUCCCACUCCUAGGCACAGUGCCGCAAAAAGCUUCUGUGGUCCAGGUGGGCUUCCCAUGCCAAGGGGAUCAGGAUGGUGUUGCAGCAUUUGAGGUGACCAUCCUGGUCAUGGAUGCUGGGGGAAACAUCAUUCUGAGGACACCACACAAUGCAAUUUUCUUCAAGACCUGCCAGAGAGCAAAGUGUCCCGGCGGUUGUCGCAACGGAGGCUUCUGCAAUGAGAGGCAAGUGUGCGAGUGUCAGGAUGGUUUUUACGGCGUGCACUGUGAGAAAGCUGCUGUGUUUUUACCUAACCACUUCCCCAAAACACCUUUCAUCCAACACAGCUUCUGGCUGAUUGGUUUUGGCCAACGUCGCUGCCAAAACCACCAGGUUUUGUGCGCUCUGUGCUUGCCCAGAUGUCUGAAUGGUGGUCUGUGUAUGAGUCCGGGUGUGUGUAUAUGUCCUCCAGGUUACCAUGGACCCAGCUGUGAGAGAGCAAACUGCAGCACCACCUGUUUAAACGGAGGAACGUGUUUUCAUCCCGGGAAAUGCAUCUGCGCCGCUGGCUUUGAAGGAAGCCGCUGUGAUCUCAGUAAAUGUCGGCAGCCCUGCAGAAAUGGAGGCAAAUGCACAGGGAGGAACAAAUGCAAGUGCAGCAAGGGUUACCAUGGAGAUCUUUGCUCCAAAGCUGUCUGCGAGCCCAGCUGCGGAGCACACGGGACCUGUGUUGAGCCCAACAGGUGCGAGUGCAGGGAUGGUUGGCAUGGACGUCAUUGCAAUAAGAGAUUUCGUGGACUAGUAGUUUCCAACAGCCAGCGGGUCUCUGGUUCCAAGCACAAGGCACAGCCUGCAGCCGCAAGGGACGUUGUGGUAGCACCCGACUCCAAGCAUCUCUCAGACACCAACUAUGUGGUUUAAGCCUCUAAAUUUUGGCCGACGAUGUCUGGCCACCCCCCUCCCAUUCAACGUCGUCCUCCUCGGACCAAAGCUUUCAUCUUCCACUUCCGAUCCGACGCGACACUCCCGAACUGCUGCUUUUUCAGAGCGAGAUGUUUUUGUAGCACGGUCACGGUGUCUUAUUUUACCGCACUGGUUCCUUUGAUAUAAUAUCUUCCAGAGUUACCCUUCAUUUAGCUUCUGUACUGCAUUAACUAAGGGGAGUGAAUCAUUGGGUUGUUUGUAUGGUCUGGUGAACGUCUGUGAUGUGUGUGAGUAGCCCUGCGGUUUAGCUUCAAAUGUGGCGGUGAAUCACUUGUACAUAACUUCUUCUGUGUGUGGAUUCGGCUUUUCAUAAUUGCCAUGUUUGUCCACUGCUCAAGGUUUAUUACUUUGAAUGACUUUUUUGUAAACAUGUUGUUGUCGUCGCCUGUAUUAUUGUGGCUAACAUUCUGUUCUUUUAUUCAAAUUGCAUUUAUUUUGGUGAGGUUUCCGUGUCUUUCUAAAAUAUGUAUCUUAUUUGUGUUGUGUAAAAUUUUUAUAUAUAGAUUAUAUAUAGAGAGAUUAUACAUUAGUGUAGACCGCUUUCCAGUGUAUAUGCUUGAAGUUUUCGUUGUUAUGUAUAUUAAUGCACGUAAAGCUGCUCGUAGCCAAAGGCUUAAUUUUUCAUAUGUGUGACUUAAUGUAUUACACAAAUAAAAUCUUCAGCUGUUUUCAUUAA
Messenger RNA from Paramisgurnus dabryanus, 2200 nucleotides. RefSeq names its product wnt inhibitory factor 1 (gene wif1). NCBI's taxonomy places the organism in Eukaryota, Metazoa, Chordata, Actinopteri, Cypriniformes, Cobitidae. Gene Ontology annotation, molecular function: signaling receptor binding. Gene Ontology annotation, cellular component: extracellular region; cell surface. The record is from RefSeq and is a predicted model, not a curated record. Gene Ontology annotation, biological process: anatomical structure development.